Messenger RNA from Parnassius mnemosyne (clouded apollo), 891 nucleotides. The record is from the annotation of a GenBank genome assembly. Lineage: Eukaryota; Metazoa; Arthropoda; Insecta; Lepidoptera; Papilionidae.
AUGUCGCGCGCUCAAAAUGGAUGUCGGGGCGGUGGUCGUGGAACCAAGGAACCACUCCUCAUUGACGCGGUCAUUGGCAAAGUGGUUAAACGCAACCGUCGAAACCUAUCCGCCGCCUGGAUAGACUACAAAAAGGCAUUCGACUCGGUGCCUCAUACAUGGCUGAAGAGGGUCCUCGAGCUGUACAAGGUUGACUGUACAGUUAGAGACUUCCUCGGGCAGUGUAUGGGGCAGUGGAGUACGAUCCUUUGUCAUCUAGGCGAGCGAAUGACGGCUGCGGAGAACCACAUAAGGAUAAGAAGGGGUAUCUUCCAGGGCGAUUGUCUGAGUCCAAUCUGGUUCUGCCUCUCUCUGAACCCUCUCAGUACCUUACUGGAGGGCUCCGGGAGGGGAUUUCAGCUUCGGAGAGGAGGUACAAAAGUGACCCACAUUUUCUAUAUGGAUGAUCUCAAGUUAUUCGCCUCCAGUCGCUCUCAUCUUGUGGAAUUGCUAAACAUCACUUGUGAUUUUAGCAAUUCUAUUAGAAUGGAGCUGGGGACGGAUAAGUGUGCGGUCCUCCAUGUCGAAAGGGGUAGGGUUGCUAACUCUGAGGGCAUAGAUUUAUCUAUGCCCAUCAACAUAAGGACCCUUUCCGAGGCUGAAACAUACCGAUACCUGGGUAUGUCACAGAACAUCGGUGUAGAUGAGGCGGGUAUGAAACAGUCAGUUUGCGAUGUGUUUUAUGCACGCUUGACCAAAGUGGACUCAGACCGAACUAAACGCUCUGGACAGAAAAGUCCGCACUAUAAUGACGUCCCACAGGAUGCAUCAUCCGAGAUCGUCAGUAAUGAGGCUGUACUUGCCGCGGAAGCAUGGUGGGCGCGGCUUUUUAAGCGCGCUUACCAUGCAUAA